AUGGCGCCGCUGACAACACUGCCUUCAAAACAGACUGCUUCCUCCUUCUUACCUAUUCCCUCGUCCAUAGCCUCGCUUCAGAUAUCCGCCGAGGAGAUUGCGCUGCCUCCCUCUCCUCAGUAUGAGCCUUCCGAUCCUCCCUCAUCACCUCCACCGGCAUCCUCUCCGACGGUCGGUCACGAAAUGCAUUCCAGCCGCGGCGAACCCUUCCCGACAACUACGCCUUCCAGACCACGUGCCCAGUCUCCUCCCCGAAAGAUGAGACCCCUGUCAACUGGUGGAAUCACCAGUCUACCACCGAUGCAGCGAGCCCAUUCGUCUCCGGGAGUAGACUCGUCGGGUCGAUACAUCACUCCUUACGCUACGGGCAGAAGACCUUCCUCGCCGUUAUACUCAGGAAGGCGACAUAGCCCACUGAGGUCCGCGAUGGAGGAGCCGUACCCAAACUACACUAUGUCAUCAUGGAGCGGUCUGAAUAUCGAGCCAAACAUUCCGGAAAAUGCAGAACUAGAAUUGUCAGGAGAUGUGGAGGCGCCCCAUCAGUCACCCAGUGCUUCAUAUUCGCACACGUUUCCCAGAUCCCGCCGUCGGUUUCCCUUGCAUCAAAGUGCAAGUGCUCCCUCCCUGCACGCAAGGGCUGUGAGUCCUAGCAUGUCGGGGAGAACCUCGCCAUCGCCGUCCUUCACAUCGCAGAAAUAUACCUACGAGGCAUACCCGGCAUAUUCUGUCAGCUCCACAUCCAGCAUGCCCAGCACUCCCACCUCGCUCCGUUCACGGUCACCAUCUAUCAGCUCUCUGGAGACAAUUGAGGACACUCCGGACGCUGAAGAGGCCGCCCUCCUUCAAGAAGGAGAAGAGGCAAAAAUGAAAGGUGAAGAUGGCGAUCUGGGCGAAUUACGGAGGAAAGCUUCUCUCGACAGCCGGGCAAGUAACCUUCGGAGCAACAAGGAGAGGAAAAGAUGGUCAGUGUGUGGGGCGGAGAGAAGGGCCGACUUUUCUUUGGAGCCUAUCGAGGAAUGA
Messenger RNA from Capronia coronata CBS 617.96, 1020 nucleotides. RefSeq lists its product as uncharacterized. The record is from RefSeq and is a predicted model, not a curated record. The transcript has a single exon. The coding region runs from base 1 to 1020 and encodes 339 amino acids. Lineage: Eukaryota; Fungi; Ascomycota; Eurotiomycetes; Chaetothyriales; Herpotrichiellaceae.